Messenger RNA from Beta vulgaris subsp. vulgaris (sugar beet), 1643 nucleotides. RefSeq names its product protein ALP1-like. The transcript has 3 exons. The record is from RefSeq and is a predicted model, not a curated record. Bases 823 to 1503 code for a protein of 226 amino acids. NCBI's taxonomy places the organism in Eukaryota, Viridiplantae, Streptophyta, Magnoliopsida, Caryophyllales, Amaranthaceae.
UUCAAAUCAGACCCCCUCCCCAUGUGAUUUCAAAUUAUGGCCCAAUCCAAAUGUCACCCCUUCCCCUAAAAAAAACCACGAUUCUCUCUCCUCCUUCAACGCUUGAUUUCUCGACAAUCCCUUCCCCUAAAAAAACCACGAUUCUCUCUCCUCCUUCAACGCUUGAUUUCUCGACAAUGAAAUUUCAGUUCAAAGAUUGAGAAAUUUGCGAUUCUUGCACGAAGAUUGAGGAACGAUUUUACAUCUUAAGUAUAUAACAAGAUACAAUAUGUCUCAUGAUCAACAAGUUUCUACUAUUAGAAAGCGAACUAGAGAUGACAAUGAUGAUGAAAUGGAACUUAUUGCAAUAGUUAGUGGCUUUAUUAUGGUAGCAGUGGGUGCAUGGCAUAAUAGGUUUAAGCAUAAGGACAUGCCUUGGAAUGAACAUGAACGUGCAAUGAAAAGAGCGUAUUGGUUGGAUUCCCUCAUGAAUGAUAGAAUUUGUAAGGAGCAGUUGCGUAUGGAUCGGAGUUGUUUUGAUAAGUUAUGUCAUGUUUUAGUGGCUAAAGGAGGUCUAGUUACUACUAGGAAUGUAACAGUCUUAGAAAUUGUUGCUUUCUUUCUACAUACUCUUGCACAUGAUCUUAAGAACAGAACUAUUGGUGCUGUGUUCACUCGUUCGGGAGAAACGGUAAGCCGUCAGUUCCAUACCGUGCUUAAAGCUGUGAUGAAGAUAGGCAAGUUAUAUAUUAAGCAAGUAGAUUCUAGUGUGACAUAUGAUGGAGACAAUAAGUGGAAGUGGUUCGAGGGGCACUUGGGGCACUUGAUGGGACACUUAUUAAGAUGACAGUUCGAGUUGAAGAUCGGCCUAGAUAUAGAGAUAGGAAAGGAGAUAUUACUACUAAUGUACUAGCUACAUGUGAUCCUAGUCUUCGGUUUAAUUAUGUUUUGCCAGGUUGGGAAGGAUCGGCUUCCGAUCCUCGCAUUCUAGGGGAUGCCCUCCGAAGAUCUAAUGGUCUCAAAGUUCCCAAAAAUAAGUAUCUUCUUGUCGAUUUGGGAUAUUCUAAUGCACAAGGGUUCUUGGCUCCAUAUAAAGGCACUCGUUACCAUUUGAACUUGUGGAGAGGAACUACUCCUACAAACUAUAAAGAAUUGUUCAACUUGCGUCAUUCAUCUGCACGUAAUACUAUUGAAAGAGCAUUUGGGUUAUUGAAAAAGAGGUGGGCUAUAUUGAGGAAAAGUAGUUUUUAUGAGAAGCAAACACAAGUAAGAAUCAUAAAUGCAUGUUUUGUUCUCCAUAACUUUGUUAGAGAAGAGAAUAUGGAUGAGGAGAAUUUGUUAUACGAGGUGGAUGAGGAUCUAUCAAAUGUUGAAGCUGUAGAUACCUUGGAGGAUGAAGGGGAGGAUUUCGUAUCAACGACACAAGCCUCACCUCAAUGGAACGAUUUUAGAGAUGAAUUGGCAAAAAAACUGUUUCGGGAGUAUCAAGCUCGAAGGGGAGCUACCUCACAUCCUCUACCUUAGUUAUUCUAGUAAAGUUUUAAUAUUGUAAAAGAAUAUUAUUGGACCUAUAGACUAAAGGGUCAGCUUUUUUUGUUAAAGAGCAACACUUUUUAGUUGAAGCCACAACUAGUUUUUAUGAAUGUUUAUUACUUUCUGUUUCA